Messenger RNA from Syngnathus acus (greater pipefish), 1893 nucleotides. It is a transcript of the gene cers5, whose product is annotated as ceramide synthase 5. The record is from RefSeq and is a predicted model, not a curated record. The transcript is spliced from 12 exons. Gene Ontology annotation, cellular component: membrane. NCBI's taxonomy places the organism in Eukaryota, Metazoa, Chordata, Actinopteri, Syngnathiformes, Syngnathidae. The coding region runs from base 139 to 1320 and encodes 393 amino acids. Gene Ontology annotation, biological process: ceramide biosynthetic process. Gene Ontology annotation, molecular function: sphingosine N-acyltransferase activity; DNA binding.
ACACACACACACACAGGUUGAAGGAAGGAAGGAAGAAGGCGCUUGAACACGUUUCAAAUCUUAUUUGUCAUCACUUGAACAAGAGUAGAUUUCUCAUUUGUCUUUGCUUUGGUGGCCGGCCAAAGACUCGAAGCGACAAUGGCUGCUCUUUCAGCCUGGUUCUGGAACGAGAAGUUCUGGCUGCCGCACAACGUAACCUGGGCGGACCUUGCCGACCGGGCUCCCGGGGUGGAGUAUCCCAAAGCCAGACACUUGUUGGCUGUUCUCCCGCUGGCUGCGGCGAUGUUCGCCGUCAGGAUGCUCUUCGAGAGAUUUGUUGCCAGUCCAUGUGCGAGAAGCUUCCACAUUCACCCCAAUGUGGUACAAAGAGCUCAGCCCAAUGCAGUGCUGGAGAAAGUCUUUCUGUCCCUUACAAAGAAUCCCGACGCGCGCCGUCUGGACGGCUUGUCCAAGCAACUGGACUGGGAAGUGCGCAAGGUGCAGCGCUGGUUCCGCCAACGCAGGAACCAAGACAAACCCAGCACGCACGUCAAGUUCUGCGAGAGCAUGUGGAGGUUAACCUUUUAUGCAUGCAUAUUUACCUAUGGCUUCCAGUUUCUCUGGCAGACCCCUUGGAUGUGGGAUACACGCCACUGCUGGUAUGGUUACCCCCAUCAGGUGUUGACACCUCCUCUUUACAACUACUACAUGACAGAGCUGGCUUUCUACUGGUCACUCAUGUUCUCCCAGUUCAUUGACAUAAGAAGGAAGGACUUCCUGGCCAUGCUUGUUCAUCACCUGGCGACAGUGCUCCUCAUCAGCUUCUCCUAUGCCAACAACAUGGUGCGGGCGGGAACUCUGGUGAUGUGUUUGCACGACGCUUCCGACAUCCUGCUGGAGGCAGCCAAACUGGCCAACUACGCCAAGUAUCGGCGUCUGUGCGAUCUCCUCUUCAUCGUAUUUGGUUUGACCUUCUUGGUCACCCGGCUCAUCAUAUUUCCAAUGAGGAUCCUGAAUUCGUCCAUGUUUGAGAGCUGGCUCAUCGUGGGUCCCUUCCCGUCGUGGUGGCUCUUCAACGUGCUGCUGCUGGUGCUGCAGGCUCUGCAUCUCAUCUGGUUUUACCUCAUUGCAGGCAUCGCCGUCCAAGGCGUCCUCAAGGGCAAGCUGGGCAACGACGUGCGUAGCGACGUGGAAAGCAGCUCCGAGGACGAGUCGGCGACGGCGGGGGACCAAAGCAGGACCAAGAUGACCAUGCACGUGCAAAAGAUGAAGUCCAUUAACGGCUCACACUGGAUCUUAUUGUUGAUUUGUCAUAUGAGGCAAAGCACCCCAUUCCAAUGACUUUAAUGUACUACACUGUGCAACUUUCUUGUUUACUUCCUGUGAGAAUAGGAAUGGAUUUGUCACUGUUUCUAAAGCUGUAUUGAGCCAAGCAAGGCACACUGCCAAACCAAAAUGUCACAAAAGAUGUUGAUAAUGCCAGACUUGGUCGGCCUCUACUCAGAGAUGGCAAAUCCAGGUUCAGAGAAGUAAAUACCGUGCCACACUUUGGCUUCCGACGCAGAGCAAAAAAGACAAACCGUGGCAGGCUAUUUUCUUCAUGGAGCCGGAUCUGCCAUAUCUGCUCCACAUUACACGCACGUAUUUCCGGCUACAUUUGUGACUACAAAUGACCAUUUUGUGCAAACAUACUGUAUGCAGAAACCAAGAUCUCAUCCCAACUGUGGCCCUAUAUAGUUGUACACAAAGCUAUGACACUCUUCUGUUGUACGAAUGAAACCAGGUGCAUACACAGGUUAAUAUUACCUUCUGCCACCUAGUGGAAGUACAUUUAAUUCUUUAGUCCUUUUGUCUCUGGCAUAGCUACAUGAAUGAAAGUACAUUAUUUAUAGUAAAUAAACACAUUUCAAACCA